Syzygium oleosum is the source of this 1992-nucleotide messenger RNA. Its product is annotated as cysteine-rich receptor-like protein kinase 44. Lineage: Eukaryota; Viridiplantae; Streptophyta; Magnoliopsida; Myrtales; Myrtaceae. Gene Ontology annotation, biological process: protein phosphorylation. The record is from RefSeq and is a predicted model, not a curated record. Gene Ontology annotation, molecular function: protein kinase activity; ATP binding. The transcript is spliced from 8 exons. The coding region runs from base 1 to 1992 and encodes 663 amino acids.
AUGAUCUCUCCCCCGCAUUUCGUCUUCCUUCUCCUCCAACUCCUCGCUCUCGCCACCUCCGUUCAUGGCCCCGACCCUCUGUUCAACUUCUGCGGGAUUACCGGCAACUUCACCGCCAACAGCACCUACGAGGCCAACCGCAACACCCUCCUCGCCUCUGUCGUCUCCGCUGCAAAAGCCUCUGUCGGUAACGGCUUCUACAACCUCUCUGCCGGCCAGAGCCCCGAUGCCGUCAACGCCAUCGCUCUCUGCCGAGGCGACAUCGGGGCCGCCGAUUGCCUGAGCUGCCUGACCGACUCCGCCGCCCAGAUCGCCCUCCAGUGCCCGGUGCAGAAGGAGGCGUACCUCGUGUACGAAUAUUGCAUGCUUCGGUACUCGAAUCAAUCCAUUUUUGGGGUCAUGGAGGAGCGGCCUCGCUUCUGGAAUCGGUACGCCAACAAUGUCACCAGCAAUGUCGUUCAGUUCAGUCAGGUUUUGACAAAUCUGAUGGAUGGUUUGAGAGACCAAGCUGCUAGUGGCAAUUCGACGAGGAAAUUUGCUGUCAAAAACGCGACGGCUCCAAACUCGACAACUCUGUUUGGCCUUGCGCAGUGCACUCCAGACUUGUCACUGCUACAAUGCAGAGAUUGUUUGCAGAAUGAUAUUACAGAAGUUCUUUCGUGUUGUAAUCAGAAAAUAGGAGGGAGGGUUUAUCGUCCCAGUUGCAAUGUCAGGUUUGACGUAAACCUCUUUUUUGAUCCAUCGGCUUAUGAUCCGCCACCGUCACCACCAUUGGCACCACCAGUUUCUCCUCCGCCUCCUCCAACUCAUAACCCAUCCACUAAAGAAAAGGAUACUAACUCAAGUCGUACUACUCUCAUUAUCGCAAUCCCAGCUGUUGGAUUAUCUCUUUUAAGUGCUGGAAUAUUAUGCAUCUGUUUGAGGUCAAGAAGAUUGAAGAAAAAUUUUGAAACUUUACCUGUAGAUGAAAUCAGAACUGCAGAAUCCCUGCAGUACGACUUGAGUACCAUCAGAGCGGCAACAAAUGACUUCUCUGACGCAAAUAAGUUGGGACAAGGUGGAUUUGGCACAGUUUACAAGGGAACUUUGACCGAUGGAAAAGUUAUAGCAGUAAAAAGGCCGUCUACAGCCAUUGGACAAGGUGAUCAAGAAUUUAAGAAUGAGGUCCUCUUGGUUGCAAGGCUUCAACACCGGAAUUUGGUUAGGCUCUUAGGUUUUUGCCUGGAGGGGAAAGAAAGGCUUCUUAUAUAUGAAUUCGUACCAAACUCAAGCCUGGAUCGCUCUUUAUAUGAUCCUGUUAGGCGUAGGCAGCUGGAUUGGGAAACGCGUCAAAAGAUAAUAGGAGGCAUUGCUCGUGGGCUUCUUUAUCUUCAUGAGGAUUCUCGACUUCGAAUCGUUCAUCGGGAUCUUAAAGCGGGAAAUAUUUUGCUUGACGUAGAUAUGACCCCUAAAAUUUCAGAUUUUGGUACGGCAAGGCUAUUUAUGAUGGAUCAAACUCGAGAUGCCACAAACAGGGUUGUUGGCACUUUUGGGUACAUGGCUCCAGAGUACGCAAUGCAUGGAUUGUUCUCAGUCAAGUCAGAUGUCUUUAGUUUUGGGGUGUUGCUACUGGAGAUUAUUAGUGGUCAAAGAUGUAGCCACUUUUGCAAUGGGGAUACCAUGGAACACUUUCUUAGCUAUGCAUGGAGGAGUUGGGCGGAAGGGACACCCUCAAAUCUCAUAGAUCCAAGUUUGACCAGUGGUUCGAGGACCAAAUUGUUGACGUGCAUUCAUGUUGGAUUGUUGUGUGUUCAAGAAAUUGAGGCUGAUAGGCCAACCAUGGGUGCGGUGGUUUUGAUGCUCAAUAGUUACUCCACCACCUUGCCAGUACCAUCACGACCAGCAUUCACGUUGCACAAUAUUCCUGAAUCUGAUGCAGUGUUGCGAUCCGGAAACAGACUAAUCCAAGAAUCAGUGAAUGAAGCUUCCAUCACCGAGUUGUAUCCUCGAUGA